AUGGCGAAUUACCUCGCGUCCAUCUUCGGUACAGAACAGGACAAGGUCAACUGCUCAUUCUACUACAAAAUCGGUGCCUGCCGACAUGGCGACCGCUGUUCGCGCAAACAUGUCAAACCAUCUUAUUCUCAAACCAUUCUCCUACCAAACCUCUACCAAAAUCCCGCUUACGAUCCGAAGAACAAGAUGAACGCUUCUCAACUACAGAACCACUUCGAUGCAUUUUACGAGGACUUUUGGUGCGAGAUGUGCAAAUACGGAGAGAUUGAGGAGGUUGUUGUUUGCGAUAAUAAUAACGAUCAUCUCAUCGGGAACGUCUAUGCGCGAUUCAAAUACGAAGACUCUGCACAGCAAGCCUGCGAUGCGCUCAAUUCGCGGUGGUACGCCGCUCGACCUAUAUACUGCGAGCUGUCGCCAGUAACAGACUUUCGAGAAGCCUGCUGUCGGCUGAAUAGUGGAGAGGGGUGCGUCAGGGGCGGAUUCUGCAACUUCAUACAUAGGAAGGAACCGAGUCCGGAGUUAGACCGAGAGCUGGAGUUAGCUACUAAGAAAUGGUUGAAGGAGAGGGGCAGGGAUGAGAGGAGUAUGAGCAAGAGUCCUACACCAGAGCCCACGAGAAAGCGAUAUUAG
Messenger RNA from Endocarpon pusillum Z07020, 630 nucleotides. RefSeq lists its product as uncharacterized. Gene Ontology annotation, cellular component: U2AF complex; spliceosomal complex. The transcript has 3 exons. Gene Ontology annotation, molecular function: pre-mRNA 3'-splice site binding; metal ion binding. Lineage: Eukaryota; Fungi; Ascomycota; Eurotiomycetes; Verrucariales; Verrucariaceae. The record is from RefSeq and is a predicted model, not a curated record. Bases 1 to 630 code for a protein of 209 amino acids. Gene Ontology annotation, biological process: mRNA splicing, via spliceosome.